This is a messenger RNA of Closterium sp. NIES-67, 366 nucleotides long. NCBI's taxonomy places the organism in Eukaryota, Viridiplantae, Streptophyta, Zygnematophyceae, Desmidiales, Closteriaceae. The record is from the annotation of a GenBank genome assembly.
CGGGCGGCGACAUGCUGGCUGGUGCAGAGGGCGCUGGCGGGCUAGUCGGAAAGAAAAGAAAGAAAGAAAGAAAGAAGAAGAAGAAGAAGAAGAAGAAGAAGAAGAAGAAGAAGAAGAAGAAGAAGAAGAAGAAGAAGAAGAAGAAGAAGAAGAAGAAGAAGAAGAAGAAGAAGAAGAAGAAGAAGAAGAAGAAGAAGAAGAAGAAGAAGAAGAAGAAGAAGAAGAAGAAGAAGAAGAAGAAGAAGAAGAAGAAGAAGAAGAAGAAGAAGAAGAAGAAGAAGAAGAAGAGGAAGAAGAAGAAGAAAAGAAAGAAAGAAAGAAAGAAAAUGGGCGCUAGGUGAUGGGGCCACGGGGCCGUUAGGCGCC